This is a messenger RNA of Salpingoeca rosetta, 4581 nucleotides long. RefSeq lists its product as uncharacterized. Bases 28 to 4581 code for a protein of 1517 amino acids. NCBI's taxonomy places the organism in Eukaryota, Choanoflagellata, Craspedida, Salpingoecidae. The transcript is spliced from 9 exons. The record is from RefSeq and is a predicted model, not a curated record.
UGUGGUGGUGCUACUCUGGUGGGAUGGAUGCCAGCACUCACACCAGCCGUUCACGUGUGUCACGGCAUCAUCAACGGUGUCAUCAACACCAUGGAGCGCACGCUUGCAUACGCUGUCAGUGGGGAUGAUGACCAGCACACGUCAAAGAGUGGUGUCAGUACACGCUACGCCAGCACCAGCAACUUGGCUGCGGGGCUGCUUGGUCUCUCAGCCCACGACCACCUGACUGACGCCCUCACGCCAGGUGCCACUUCGUCUGCAUUAGAUGUGGAUGUGGAUGUGCAAGAGUUGUCGUUGCUCGUGCCGACAACGGCAGCAGCAGCUACUGCAUCAACGCCUGCAGCAGCAGCAACUCAACAUGACCCGACGCUCCUUGUGUUCGUUCUGCAGAGCACACGGGUGUGCGCGUCAGAGUGGCCCUCAGCAGCUGCGCAAACAGCAGCAGGGAAUGUGAACGAGACGCAAGGACAGCCUUGGUGGACCCAUGGAAACAUUGCCCAAGACAAGGGCCCAAAUGCAUCCUUUGACUCGACGCUGGAUGCCGCAUUUUCGCUGGGAUCAAACGGACUCUUUGGCUCAUCCACUCGCGUGCAACUGCAACUCAAAGGCAUCUCCGCGUACACGCUUCGCCCACGCACCACUGCAGACUCGUGGCUGGACGUGUACAGGCACCAGAGGGACAUGACACUGAGGGCUCCCAUCAUCACAGACCUCGAUUUCACGUUCACGCUUGUGCCCACGCAUAGAGGCGGCGGUGGUGCUGCUGGUGGCAGUAACAGCGGCGCUGAUGUUGAUGGUGCGCAAGGCAUUGAUUCGCAUGCAACACUCACACACGAACUGCUUGUGGAGGCUCCACACGAGAUUGUUGCGUUUCUCAGCAACGACCAAGUGGCCGGAAUGCUUGAGGUUGCCAUGAGCAACGCACUGCCGUUUGCCCUGGCGCUUACGCACUUACACUGGCGUUCGCCGCCACCACCAAACUCUUCUUGGCAAGAGCGGGUGGGCUGCGUCACGUCUGCAAUGACACGCCGCAGGCGUCUGCAAGAUGACAGCAAUGCAGCCGAUGCGGAAGGUGAUGUGUAUGCCACGUCGUGGUGGAUGGCACAGGAACGGCUGGACAGGUACGCAGCAAAGCUGACUCGCUCGCCAGGCCGCGAUGUUGCUGGUCGCUGGUCGUCACUGACACCAACGCGUGCGCACAGCAGUGACAUUGCGCACACACAACUACACCAAGAGCAGCAGCAACAUCAACGACAUCAUCAACGACAAUCGAAGCAACCACAACAACAAGAGCAGCACCAGCACCAGCACCAGCACCAACACCAGCACCAGCAGCGCCGGCGACUGCGAAGUGCAGACACCUCGCCAUCACCGUCACCAACGCAUUCCCGCAACCGUCGUCGCGUCCGCGGACACACACGCAGCGCGAGCAUGGGCACAGCGACAUCACCAUCAACGACAGCAGUGACAGGGGCUCCAACAACACCGGUAGCAGCGGGACCGGUGUUGAGCGGCAUUCCGGUAAUGAUGACUGCAUACGCAGACGAUGAUAUUGUCAGCGAUGUUGGUGGUAGACACGCCAGCGACGGUCUUGUUGAAGUGGACGAAAGGACUUUCCAUGCCACCUGGAUCUCGCAGACCCACGGGAUACCGACACGCCCAAUCCCAGCAACAGGGACUCGCAGUCCAUCAGGGUCGUUUUCACAAGCACGCCACUCUCUCCACUCUCUCCACUCUCCGCACCUCGCAAGCAGCCACUACGAACAUCGCCAUCACCGCCACCAACAACAUCAACGUGGGCAUCGCCGCACAGCAUCGAAUGCGUCGGCCAUCAGCUUCGCCUCCGCUGCGUCCUCGGUGCUGUUUGGAGGAGCGCGGGCGCCGCAGUUGAGCCUGGACAUGGCCGUGUCGCUUGCCCGCGUCACCCUUGUCAUGUACAAGGCAGAGAGCCCCGCACACGAUGUACCGCCACACAACACCUUUGUUCCGCAGCAAGAGCAGCAGCAGGGACGCAGUCAGAGCGAGCAAGCAUUUCACAAACAACCGCACCAUGCCCUACCACGCCACAAUCAAUCACACCACAACCAAUCACACCACGACCGACUCAGCUUCCAGCACCAGCAGCACCAGCAGCAGCGUCAGCAGCUUGGUUCGCACAACGCCGUGUUGCAUGCACAGGCGCUGCGGAAUGUGGCGGGGAUUGUUGGCUUGGCGGUGCCGCUGCUACGUGUGCAAGUGAUUGGUACAACGUUCCGAGCCCGCACCAGCGCCGUCGAAUCGACGUACUCGCUUCUGCUUGGCGACGUGACCCUAUGCACACAGCGGCAUCGCCCCAUGCGCACGUGUGUGCGGCUGGCAACCGAGCUGUUGCGAGAUGACAUGUGGCAGCACACGCUUGUUGGUGUUCGAUGCGCACACGCAGAUGGUGUCGUUGACAGAAAUGCUGAUGAACACGAUGACUAUGUUGACAAGGGUGAUGAUGAUGAUGAUGAUGAUGAUGAUGAUGAUGAUGACGACGACGACGGACACCAUCGCCAUGUGGAGGAUCGCUGUCCUGACGCAUUUGCCGCCAAAGCCACAACUCAUCCCUACCACGUUCCAGUCCCACCCACAACAUCAUCCACAGCACGACCAACAGACGGCGACGACAACGCACGUGGCAUCCCGGCUGCUGUUGCCAACAACGCAACCACGGCUAAUGGUGACAAUGAAAACUCUCGUAGUCAUCAGAGAGGCGCUCGCGCUGGUGUGCGUACAGUGGAGGUGGCGGCGCGAAUUGAUGUGCGUUUGUCCAAGACGGACGAUCCUGCACACGUCUCUGUGCAGCUGCCGGGCGGUGUGUGUGUGCACAUCCCCGAGGAAGUUGUUCUUCUUGCACUCGAGGGUGCGCGCGCACAUGCUGAUGACAUGGCUGCACUGAGCGCUGUCUUCUCGUCCCUCACGACGUUGGGUGGUGCUAAGGAAAGCUGCGCUGGCUGCGUUGCCGACAACGACGACCAUGAGGGCCACCCACAGUCAGAGCAGCAACACCCAGGUCAUCACUGCCGCGGCGGGCUCGGUGGUGGUCAACCACACCCGCACACAAACGACACAUGUGCGGAAGUUGCUGCAGGCGAUGGUGCUGGUGAUGUGCUGAGCCGUGCUAUUCCGUUGACUGCUGAGCUCAGGGUGCGGCACAUUGUGUUUCGCGUGUCGGGAGGAGCGCAAGCAACAGGAAUGACGGCCGCUUUGGACGAUACCUCGUGUGAUGGCGGUCACGUACACCGUGGCGGUGUCAGCACACACGCAGAAGAGACGUGGUGGCUGGAGGCUAGCGUGCACGGCAUGACUGCCAGCUUGUCAUCAUCAGCACCAUCGCAGUGUAACAUGACAACGGUGCCGAAAGUUGUGGCCACCAUGACUGACUUGUCUGCAUCACUGGGAUGCACCGCACUACCAACUCCCUGCUGCCUCCUCCCAACAGGCGGGCUCAUCACACUUGAGGCAAGCAUUGGCGUUGCAAGCACGUUCCCCUCUGAGCCGCCAUCGACACACGUUGCGGUGGCCAUUCGAGACAUCGACCUCACGGUGCAACCCGAGCUGCUGUUUGUCUGGCCGUUCAUUCGCACGUCGGUGACUACAGUUGAAGACCUGCUUCAUGCAGCCAUGAAUCGCCUGAACGAGAGCAUGAGGCAACCUGAGGGUGUACACGCUGGAACAUCUCACACCGGCGGCACUACUCCCGUGCCUGCGCAGGAAACGCAGUUUGAUCUGCAGAUGGGGCGCCUGGUCACAGUUUCUCGCCCACAUGAGACUGACGCUGACAUGCACGAUCCUCUUGUUAUCGACGCCGGAACAAUGGUGGCCACUGCACACAGCUUGCUGUGGCGAUACUUCCAACCACGCCGCGUUUCGCGUGUGCUCGUUCGCCCACUGCCACUCCUCGCUCUCGAUGACUCAACUUCAAAUGCGCAGCGGCAGUGCGUACUGUCCUGCUGGGACCCGGUGGACGCAGCGUAUGUUGUUGCUCGCGUCAUUCACUUGAAUGUCGCUGAUGAAACUGAAAUCGUGCUGCCUCAAACGGCCCCCACAGCCAGAAUUUGGAAGCUGUCCUGGCAAGGUGGUGCGCGCACAGGCGAGGACUCGACGCAGUUGCUGGCUGCAGUCUGGCUGUCGUCCGUGCCCUGCCCAGAGGAGCAAUGCCGCUUCACCAUGACCACCGAGCUCGCCUCCACCACGCUGGCACUGCUCACACCUCGCACUAUGUUCAACCAGCACCAACCACGCAACGCUGCGUGUUUCAAGACGACUGCGUGGCUCAGUCCAACAGCAUGCCGCCCAAUCUUCCAGCUGCAACUCCCCUCUGCAAAGGCCAGCGUGUCAGCUGCAGCAUCGCAAGCAGCCGCAGUACCAACACCGCCAGCGGGUAUAGGUGAAGUGCACCCGCGUCCACCACGCCUGUUUGUGGCUGCAGAAGUGGAGGUGUCGCUCGUGCAUUUUCCCCAUCUUGCUGAGCAGCCGCACACGCGCGUGCUCACGAUGACCGCAAGAGCGCGAGCAGCACCAGCGAUGCUCAGCCUGCGCCACCGAAGCUGCGGUUGA